This is a messenger RNA of Protopolystoma xenopodis, 1254 nucleotides long. The record is from the annotation of a GenBank genome assembly. Lineage: Eukaryota; Metazoa; Platyhelminthes; Monogenea; Polystomatidea; Polystomatidae.
AUGCCGGCGAUGCGACGUCGCCGAGGCGCCCCGGUCCGCCUCGCUUCGAAGGGUUUCUGGCUUCCGGCGUCUCGUCUGCUCUUGUUGGUGUCGUGGCUGGUGCUGGGGCCUUGCGGGGCGGUCGCGUCAAAAGCGCCCCUCAGUCUGCAGUACAAGAUCCUGGAAGAGGUACCGGUGCACACGAGAAUCGGCGAGAUCCGCGAGGAUCUGUGCAAGCAACUGCAACUGACCGGACAACCGCACGACCGACUGGUCCGUCUGUUCGGCGAGGAGCCCUGCUAUCCGGGCUUCCUGGGCCUGGGACGGCGGGACUCGGAGUCAGGCGACGAGGUGCGCUUCCUGCUCGGCCGGCCCUCGGCCCAUUUCCGAUUGGACGAGGUGACUGGCGGUCUGACGGUUCGAGGCCCGAUCGACCUGGAGACACUGUGUCCCUACGAGACGCGCCAGGCAGCCGGGCCAACCGGACCAUCGGGACCGGGCAGAGGAGGGACGGACUGCGGCAUCUUGCGCUUUUCUGUCAACAUACAACGCCAGCAUCUGCUGCUCGAGAUUGUGCGUGUUGACGUGGUCGUCGCCGACAUCGACGACUGUCGACCUGAAUUCCAGCUCGACUUUGCCGACGACGCAACGAACGUCUACGAGUUGCGAGUUGCCGAGGCUCCGGCCACCGAGACUAGCUGGACCGAGGAGUUGCCGGCCGCCGUCGACUGUGACGUCACUCCGGAGUUUGCACAAAUCGACUAUCGUCUCUUGCCCGACACCACCGCCGUCGUCGACGUCGACUUUGCCGUCACCGACGAUAUCGGCUUUGGCGUCGGCGUCGGCGUCGCCGUCCACGAGGACGGGGCGGGUGCGCGUUUUCGCCUCAGCGUCGGCAACGACUCUCGGCCACAACUGCACAUUUUGACCGGUCUAGACUACGAGAAACGGCGAGAGUAUGCCUUCGUGUUGGUCGCCUUCAGCCGGCACAGAGAGACAGAAGAGGCCAGACUGCCCGUCCGACUCUACGUCCUCGACGUCAACGACAAUAAGCCCGUCUUCGAGCAGAAGACCUACACCGUGGAGGUUCGAGAGGACACUGCAGUCGGGACUCUCAUCGUCCGAGUAAGUUGGGCCUGUCUGGAAGAGGCUAAAGUCGACACUUUGUUUGGCCCAAAAGGGUCCCAAGAAACACUUCCUCGACCAAUCAUACCAGAGGGCAAAAUUAAUUGUGCGCUGUAUCUGCUUCAUACAAAACACACAAUUGAAAAUUAG